This is a messenger RNA of Argiope bruennichi, 1702 nucleotides long. RefSeq names its product paramyosin-like. Bases 147 to 1676 code for a protein of 509 amino acids. The transcript is spliced from 13 exons. NCBI's taxonomy places the organism in Eukaryota, Metazoa, Arthropoda, Arachnida, Araneae, Araneidae. The record is from RefSeq and is a predicted model, not a curated record.
CAGCCACGACUCUAAAUAAUAAUUUGGAAAUCCCAUCGUGAUUUUAUGGACAUUUUGUUACUUAAAGUAACAUUUUUCUAUCGGAAUUUCCCUUUGGUAUUUCGCAGUUAUACGGAGAUUGGAAUUUGCGACGCAAGGACGUUGGAAUGGGAUGUGGUGGGACAAAGCCAGCACCUUCUCAACAGAAUGCACCACGGGACCGAGGGAGAAUGGUCGAAGGAGGAAGCGUCGAUGUUGGAAUGGUUAUACCAGAAAAAGGAGCCGUUCAAAUGAAACCUGUUGAAAUCACAGUUGAAACUCUUCAAAAGUACUUGGAUCUUGAAAAAGAAAUCCAGUUAUUUGAAAAACGCCAUGUUUUGGAUAACUAUCAACUCAAGUCUGACCAGCUGGAACAACUUGAGAAAAAUUUCCAAGCUCUGCAAGACAGCAGGAACCUCCAAGCUCAAAAUUUACAUCAGCUGCAAGCGGCCAUAGAUAGAACAAAUGGAACACAAUCUCUCAAGCAGUUUCUAUUCGAAAAGAGCCAGAAAGGUGAGCCUUUAAACGAAGAUGAAGAGGAGUAUGUGGAUCUUUUAAAUCGACAGGAAGUCAUCGAACGCCAGCUGGAGAGCACAAUUAAGCAAAGAGAUCUGCUAAAAGAAGAAAUUCAAGCUCUGACAAUAGAUGGAGAGCUGCUUCAAAAGCUUUACGCUCAACGAGAUGAACUUUUAGACAGCAUUUUCGGUGGAGCGUAUGGAAGUGAGAGAGAAAACAGGCUCGAAAAGGAAUACGAUUUCCUUCAAGAAAGGAAAAACCAUAUUGAUCAGGCUCAUUUUAAAUGGAAGCAAGCUCAAAUCAUGGUCAAACAGGCCUGUGCUCAACUCGGUCUUGCUGUUCAGAAAUGGAAGGAACUGUUAGAGAUACCGGAGAAUGAUAUGGAACAGAGAUACUACCUUGCAGCAGAAACAAGAAAUAACCUUGUAGCAGCUAGCCAAAAUCUCCAAGGGGCUCAUGGAUUUCUACCUAAUAUCACUUUCCCAUACUGCGCAGAAGAUGAAGUGGAUACACUUAAUAAGGCCGUAACGUUUAUUUUCACGGACAUGCAGACACCAGAGCGCUACGAGCACGCCCUCAACUGUUACCAUACUACUUACCGACGUUCUGGAGCUCUUAGGCAAUGGUUUGACCAGGUUCUGAACACAACCAUUUCUAAAGACUUGGCAGAAAUAACGGAAGAAAGCAAAGCGAAGGCUCAAGAGUUACGGCAAGAAAGAAUUCAUCUCAUCAAACAGAAAGUUAAAGAAAUAACCGGGAAAGAUGUGGAUUUUGAUGCAAGGUCAUUGGACACAGAAGCAGAAGAUUUGGCGGCAGAUGAACAGGUUGCUAAACUUUUUGAAGCAGAAAGGCUUGAAGGAAAGAGUCAAAAUUUCUUAACAGCCAAUUCAACUUUGCCUCCUGCGCCUACACCUGUACCUGUGUCUGAUCUAGCACCAAUGCCAACAAAUGAGGAAAUAUUUGGUAAAAUUGAUGAGUUGCGAAAGAAGCAUGCAGUCGAGAUGGCCGAUUUCGAGAAAGCUCAAACCAUUAAUAAAGCUCGAACCACUCAAGGGCUGCAGGAAAAGCUGCAAGCCAGAAGAAGUCGACGAAGUCGAAUGCAGAACCAUGAGAGAGAAAUUGAAGCACUGCAAUCCGCCUAAAAAACUUGCCUAUUAAAGUAUUUAUU